AAUAGUAAUAUAAUGUAGGUAUCAGCUGUUUCUCGGUGUUUUGACGUUUAAAUCAUAGACGAACGUUUAUCGUACUUGAUAGAAGGAUUUCUAGUUUUUUAUUUGCGUAUUUCGUCAAAUAAUGUACUGAUGAUAUGUAUUUUAACAAAUAAAACCUUAAAUAAAAUUUAUUGAAAAUGAUAACGAAUAUAAUGAUAUUACUUGUGACUUGUGUAACUGUUUUAUAUCAAAUUUCUGCAGUAAAAGGUUCAUUGUUUCCUUUUGUAUAUCCACGUAUUAAUUUAGAAGCAAAAUUUAAUGAAAUUUCAGGUGAUCCGUUAAUUCUUACACCAUACUUGGAGAAACGUGAAAUAAGUUUAGCACGAAAUCUCUCUCGUGUCAGUUUUACGGAAAAGAUCGGGUUUCCUAGUUACGCCGGCUUCUUCACUGUAGAUAAAAAAUAUGAUUCAAACCUAUAUUUUUGGUAUUUUCCUGCAUUCAACAAGAAUAAGGCCGCUCCAGUUGUUUUAUGGCUCCAAGGAGGACCAGGCGGGAGUUCGCUUUUCGGCUUAUUUACUGAAAAUGGACCUUUGAUAGCGAAGAAAAAUGGUUUCGCAGUAAGAAAAUAUCACUGGGCUAUCGAAAACAAUCUCAUUUUCAUUGAUAACCCAGUGGGGACUGGAUUUAGUUUCACAAAGGAUAAGAAUGGAUACUGCAAAGAUGAAACAUGCAUAGCGAAAGGACUUCACUCGUGUUUACAGCAAUUCUUCACAUUGUUUCCAAACUUGCGAAACAAUAAUUUUUAUAUCACUGGUGAAUCGUAUGCUGGAAAAUACAUACCAUCCUUAGGGUUGUAUAUUCACGAUCAAAAUAUGAUUUCCAAAGACAAAAUUAACUUAAAAGGCAUGGCAUUAGGGAAUGCCUAUUGUGAUCCAGUCAAUCAAUUGGAUUACGGUAAUUAUUUAUACCAACACGGUUUAAUAGAUUUCAACCAACAGAAAUUAUUUUUAAAAAUGCAAACAGAGAUCACAAAUGAAUUGAAACAACAAAAUUGGAUAGAAGCUGGUAUACUUAUGGACAAAUUAAUGGAUGGUGAUCUCACAAACUUCUCAUACUUUAAAAACUACACAGGGUUUAGUAAUUACUAUAAUUUCUUGGAGGAUAAAGACACAACAGAUACAUCUGUGUUUAUCAAACUUUUGAAUAAUGAUAAAAUAAGGAAUAGUGUGCAUGUAGGAGGUUUACCGUUUAAUGAUGGCAGAGAAGUACAAAUAAACUUAAGUGCAGACAUUUUACAGUCAGUAGCCCCUUAUGUGUCACAAUUAUUAUCUCAUUAUCGGUUAAUGUUUUACAAUGGACAGUUGGAUAUCAUUGUUGCAUAUCCGUUAACUGAGAAUUUUCUCCGCAACUUAAAAUUUUCUGCUUCGGAUGAAUAUAAAGUUGCUCCACGAAAAAUCUGGAGGGUCGGCGACAAUAUUGCAGGAUAUUAUAAAAAGGCUGGCAAUUUAACUGAAGUAUUGGUGAGAAAUGCUGGGCAUAUGGUACCGCAUGAUCAGCCCAAAUGGGCUUUUGAUCUCAUUCAUAGAUUUAUAUUGAAUAAACUAUAAAAUAUAUUUUGUUGAUAUUUUUGAACUGAUUGAUCAAUAUUAUGAAAUUAUUUUUUAUAUCCGAAAUAAAUGAAUUAAUAUGCAA
Molecule: messenger RNA, 1671 nt
Organism: Zerene cesonia (dogface butterfly)
Lineage: Eukaryota; Metazoa; Arthropoda; Insecta; Lepidoptera; Pieridae
Product: venom serine carboxypeptidase-like
Exons: 1
Coding region: 177-1586 (469 amino acids)
Biological process (GO): proteolysis
Molecular function (GO): serine-type carboxypeptidase activity
Source: RefSeq, a predicted model, not a curated record